Molecule: messenger RNA, 1834 nt
Organism: Aspergillus versicolor CBS 583.65
Lineage: Eukaryota; Fungi; Ascomycota; Eurotiomycetes; Eurotiales; Aspergillaceae
Product: cytochrome P450
Exons: 3
Coding region: 211-1698 (495 amino acids)
Molecular function (GO): iron ion binding; monooxygenase activity; heme binding
Source: RefSeq, a predicted model, not a curated record
CAUCGGAAGCUGCAUGGUGAUCAGCUGGGCUUUUCGGUCCGAUGAGGUGUUGUGUGGUCCAGAUGGAGGGAUUUCUUAUAUUAAUCGCAGGUCUGCCCUUAGCAUGGGUAUCCCAGAAGGAGCUGCGUGUCUCUUGGUUUAAAAAUCGAGUUACUCGCCCCGCUGCUUUUCCUCUUCCCAGGUUGAUGACCUGUUGUACGAUUUUGCGUCAUGCUUCAUAAAUCCAUCCUCGGCGCUUUCCACUGGAGGAGGUUCGGAGGGGGACUAUCUGGGAUCCCAGGGCCAACUCUUGCAAAGUUUACACGGCUCUGGAAGCUCCAUAGCGUGUGGAAGGGGGACCAUCAUCGCACAGAAGUUGAGCUUCAUCAAAAACAUGGCCCGCUCGUGCGUAUCGGCCCUCGCCAUGUUUCUGUCGCCGAUCCGGCUGCAAUACCGGUAAUAUAUGGAUUGAAUAAAGGUUUCACGAAGACAGGGUUCUACCCUAUCCAAUGUAUAUCCUGGAAUAAGGCACCGCAAAUGAACCUCUUUUCUACCCGCGACGAGCAAUUUCACCGAGACCAGAAGCGGCCUGUCGCGAAUGCAUACAGCAUGACUUCGCUUCUUGAGCUUGAGCCUGCCGUCGACUCGUGCACAGAGAUUUUCCGUUCUCGACUGCAGGACUUCGCGGAUAAGCAGCGACCGAUUGAUCUAGGGACCUGGUUACAGUACUAUGCCUUCGACGUAGUGGGCGAAUUCACCUUUGCGAAGAAAUUGGGGUUUCUACAGGAAGGCCGCGAUGUUGACGACAUGAUGAGUGGGAUCCAGGGAAUAUUAGCGUAUGCUAGUCUAUGUGGGCAGGUUCCCGAAGCCCAUAAGAUCCUACUAGGGAAUCCACUUAUGCCGAUUCUCUUCCCCAGCAUGGAGAGCUGGAACCAGGUGCUGCAGUUUACGCUGAAGCAGGUGAAUUCGCGGACAUCCCUGACGCGGGAUGGGGAACUGGAGAAGGGCGAUCUGGAGAAAGGGAAGGAUAUGCUCUCGCGGUGGAUGGCAAUUCACUAUUCUGAUCCCGGGAAGAUGAGCACGAGGGAUGUCAUUGUGCAUCUGUCCACAAAUGUCUUUGCGGGCUCUGAUACAACAGCAAUUGCGCUUAGGGCGAUUAUCUAUUUCUUGCUUCGGAAUCCGACAACCAUGGAGAAGAUCGUUGGGGAGAUCGACGAGGCUGACAGGCUGGGCCAGUUGAGCAGCCCUCUCUCUUACAGGGAAUCAAUGUCUCAUUUGCCGUACCUGGGCGCCGUCAUCAAAGAGGCGAUGCGGCUUCACCCGUCCGUGGGAUUCAUUCUAGAACGCCAUGUGCCUGAGGGUGGAAUCACGGUUUGUGAGAAGCAUAUUCCUGCCGGGACGACUGUUGGUAUCAACGCCUGGGUUCUGCAUCACGACCCUACAGUAUUCCUGGACCCUGAAUCAUUUGUCCCGGAGCGCUGGCUGGAGAGUAGCCCGGAGAAGCUGAAGCAGAUGGAGCAGAGCUUUUUCGCUUUCGGCGCUGGGUCUCGGACCUGCGUGGGGAAGAACAUCUCGCUCAUCGAGAUGCAUAAGAUCAUCCCACAGUUGCUGCGGGAUUUCACGUUCCAGCUGCAUAAGCCGGGCGAGGAGUGGAAGACGAAGAAUGCGUGGUUUGUCCAGCAGGAGGGUCUUGUGUGUGAUGUGGUGCGCAGAAAAUAACGCUGCAUCGAUAUCAUGUUUCAACGAUAUGAAUGGAGUAAAGAGGACGCCCCAGUAUGUAGCCAAGGUAGGAGUUAACGAAGUCAAUGGAUUAGAAACACAAUGAUUGGAUUGAUAAUUGCUUCUGUUGAUCUCU